Penicillium chermesinum is the source of this 225-nucleotide messenger RNA. RefSeq lists its product as uncharacterized. The coding region runs from base 1 to 225 and encodes 74 amino acids. The transcript has a single exon. Lineage: Eukaryota; Fungi; Ascomycota; Eurotiomycetes; Eurotiales; Aspergillaceae. The record is from RefSeq and is a predicted model, not a curated record.
AUGGGACUUGCGUGCAGAGUGUGGAGCCCAGCUGGAGGCGGGAAGAUCUGCCCCCGGUUCGGUGGUGUGUUGGUGACGAUCGUCGCCCCGAAGGAUCAAUGGUCCCCGGAAACCUCUGGAGCCCAUACGAUUAGGAUGCGGUUUGCGGGAGAACAGGCCGUCAAGGGUCACAUCGCCUCCGAGAUGAUCACGGAUGAGCAGGGCAAUCGGCAGGCGUUCGUCUAA